AUGGCACGUCACAUUCACACACACCUGGACGAAGCAAACACCGCAGUUCCAUCAUCACCAUCUUCACUCGAAGCAUCUACUUCAGAUAAGGAAAAUCGGCAUCAGGGUAUUAACAAAAGAACUGCCGCGAUGCCACCGCCCCGUGCACAUGGUAAAAGACCGCGACUGGCUGAUCGCCCCUCAAAUACCCAGUCUGGCCGGUCUACUCAGUCUGCCCGAUCUGCCCGAUCUGCGCAGUCGCAAGCAUCAUCUCAACGAACCGGCAGCGACACACGAUACUAUGACCCUGAUCAGGAUCCCGAAGAACGGAGAAGUGUGCGGAGAGGACUUAGAGAUCUGGGUAGAGAACUAAACGACACCCGAGGCGAGCUCAUGCAACCUGGAAAUCAUGGCAUCCUCAACAUUGUCGAACAAGCCAAUCAAUUCUACGCCAAAGUGAAGCAAACUGCCGACGCUACGCUCGAUUCGCGCAUCCUCGUCAACACCGCCGACCUAACGCAAAAGAAAGCUACCCAGCUUGCUUUGGGCGACACGUCUGCCGGUAUCGAUGUAGACGAGUUUGUCUCCAAGUGUAUAUCGUUCAUGCGUCGCGGCCCAAACAAUGCGACGGCAACAAACGGGACACAAGCGCGCCGAGGGCGCGCUGGUCGAAGUCAAAGGGACCCCGAUGCCAGCGACGAAGAUGAUGGCGAUGCGAUGAAUUGGGAUACACUUGGCCGAUCGGCCUGCUUUCCUAGCAAUGCACGCCCGGCCGUGUCGGGGUGGUUGCUGGGGCCGCUGUCAGUACAGAAGCGUACGCGGCAAAUGACACAGCGAAGAGCGCAAGAUCGUAUUGACCCGUCGCAAGCCGUGGCACCCCGAGAAAUGGAACAGCGGGAUCUUGGCCAGCAGGAAAGCUCGAAUCUGACCCAGAUCUGUUCGGAGAUCAACAAGCUGCUUGCCAAUCGGCAGAAUAAAUGUCAGGAAGAUGCCGAGCGAGAGCUUAGUGUUCAAGAAAAUCUUACCCCAGAGAAGGCGCAAGAGAUCAUGGACAAGAACGGGGUGGCAGACGACGGGGGCAUCCCCUUGUUUAGCUUCUGUAUCAACCCGAAGUCUUUCGGGCAAAGCGUGGAAAACUUGUUCUACGUGAGUUUCCUCGUGCGAGAUGGCACAGUGGGUGUAGCAGUAGAUAGUCGUGACUUGCCGACCUUGCAUGCCGCUGCGCCAUUCGCCCCAAGUGAAGCCCAAAAGAAGGGCGUGCAAAAACAUCAGGCGGUUUUUAGCUUGGACCACGAAACAUGGCACGAAAUUAUCGAUGUCUUCAAUAUUGAGGAGUCCAUUAUCCCCCACCGCGAAGAGAAACAGCAAGAGACUGGCACGAGUUGGUAUGCCUAA
Penicillium griseofulvum is the source of this 1374-nucleotide messenger RNA. RefSeq names its product non-structural maintenance of chromosomes element 4 family protein. The transcript is spliced from 3 exons. Lineage: Eukaryota; Fungi; Ascomycota; Eurotiomycetes; Eurotiales; Aspergillaceae. The record is from RefSeq and is a predicted model, not a curated record. Bases 1 to 1374 code for a protein of 457 amino acids. Gene Ontology annotation, biological process: DNA repair. Gene Ontology annotation, cellular component: nucleus; Smc5-Smc6 complex.